AUGCCACGACGCGCAAAACGAAAAGCCGUCACAGAAGGUGAUGAAGAGGACUCGAAAAGCGCGAAUCCUUCCAAAACAGCGCGCGUUGAUGGCACUACUUCUACCAAAGACGACCCAGUGACCGCUACGACGGCAAUGCCAAAUGAACAACAAAGCAAGAGCGACCCGAAGAGUCCAAAGAAGCUCAUAAUUACGGAAGAAGUCGGCGAUAUCUUCGAUGCGCCAGACAACGCAGUGAUCAUCCACGCAUGCAACUGCCUCGGUCAUUGGGGAGCCGGUAUUGCAGCAGCGUUCAGGGAGCGUUACCCAGCAGCCCUCAAAUCUCAUGAAGCACAUUGCGAUCGAUUUGUCAACAAGCGCGAUCUGUUAGGCACCGCACAGCUCAUCCCUCCGGCCGAAUCCAACACCAAGAGGCGGCGUCACUUUGUGGGCUGCCUCUUUACUAGCUGCCAAUAUGGCCGCAAGAAAGACUCCCCGGCAGCGAUCUUAAAACACACGGGCCCAGCUAUGAUCGAUCUACUCAGCCAGGUUGCUGAGACACAGAAGUCCUCCGAAAUCAGCGAAGUCAGGAUGUGUCAGAUAAACUCUGGCUUGUUCAAAGUGCCGUGGGAGAAAACGAGAGCGAUCCUAGAGGAUAUCGUCCUGGGAGACGGUAUGCCUGAGAAGAUCAGAGUGUUUUCCUUGAAGUGA
This is a messenger RNA of Coniosporium apollinis CBS 100218, 690 nucleotides long. RefSeq lists its product as uncharacterized. The transcript has 2 exons. Gene Ontology annotation, biological process: peptidyl-glutamate ADP-deribosylation. Lineage: Eukaryota; Fungi; Ascomycota; Dothideomycetes. The record is from RefSeq and is a predicted model, not a curated record. The coding region runs from base 1 to 690 and encodes 229 amino acids.